Molecule: messenger RNA, 986 nt
Organism: Bradysia coprophila
Lineage: Eukaryota; Metazoa; Arthropoda; Insecta; Diptera; Sciaridae
Product: sperm-associated antigen 7-like
Molecular function (GO): nucleic acid binding
Source: RefSeq, a predicted model, not a curated record
UCUGUCAGAUGUGCGCGAUAAUAUUAUACCAAAAGUAUUGUUUGUAAACUCGAGUUUGUUUUAUUUUGGGUUUGGAUUCUAAACCACCUAACAGACGAGAAAAAAAACGUUUACGAAUCGUGUCCUGUUCAAACUACACAACAACAUCAUGGAUCUACUAGGCUCAAUUCUUAAUUCAAUGGAUAAACCACCCGAAGCGAAUCAGAAGCAAAAGGAAAUCAUAAAAAAACAGAACGAACACAUUGAAAAGAUGAGAAAUCGUGAAAAAGAGGAGCUAAAUCGCUUCCGGCAGUUCGUUGAAGAGCGAAUCGAUCGAAUAUCCAAAGAUGACAGCCGCAAAUUCAUUCAAUUUCAACCAUUGGACAAGGUCUAUCGGAGUGUUGUACACGACGUUGCCGAAGUGGCCGGCUUGCUAGCAAUGAGCUUCGGACAAGAGGGAAUCGAUCGAUACAUUAUAGUCUACAAGCGAGAGUACACACCGACCGAGGACGAAAUCCAUGCCAGACGCAACGGUGAGGAAUGGAACGAUGACAAAGCCAAAGAGUACGUUCAACGUCGCGCCGAACAAAAACUGGUCGACACAGAGAAGGCUAAAAAGCCGGAAAAAAUUGUCCCGCAUUCGAACUACAAAGAUAAGUACGUGCAUCUAAUUGGCCAGGACGCGGCAUUGGAAGCAGCCAAAAAGACUGAAUCGAAUAAGUCCUACGGUUUCGUUCCCAGCGAGAACAAAAAGGAUGUUAGAUCCAUCGAACAGACAAUGGCUGACAUUCAGGCUAAGAAACGGUUGAAAUUGACUCAUAAUCCGGCAAGUAGCACGAAUGUGAAUUGAACUCAAUUCAUUGACGUUAUGUGUGGUGGCUGAAGGUGGAACUAGACGAUGUCUACAUCCGAAACAUAUUACACAAAGGUGUAAUGCCGCAAUAUUAGAACAGAACCGAGCAGAUGUUAAAAAAAAACAGGUUGCGUAAAAUACAAAAUUUUGUUUC